Coffea arabica (coffee) is the source of this 420-nucleotide messenger RNA. RefSeq lists its product as uncharacterized. The record is from RefSeq and is a predicted model, not a curated record. Gene Ontology annotation, molecular function: RNA-DNA hybrid ribonuclease activity; nucleic acid binding. NCBI's taxonomy places the organism in Eukaryota, Viridiplantae, Streptophyta, Magnoliopsida, Gentianales, Rubiaceae.
AUGGCGAUGUACGACGGCGCAGCAGCGUCACCGGCACAGGUUUGCAGGGAGGUACAAACUCUUUUGCUUAGCAUAUCUCAGGUUCGUCCUUUCGUCCAGGUGGCACGGGAUGAUAGGGAGCUGGCCCACUUGGGUAUAUUACUUCGCAUGGAACGGAGGAAGUCCGUGCUGCCCCGCUGGAUUGCAUGGUUGCGGCCGCCUAUCGGGUGUAUCAGGUUAAAUAUUGAUGGCUCUUCUUUAGGGAAUCCAGGACUCUCUGGAGCAGGAGCGAUUUUUCGUGAUUCAGGUGGUAACAUCCUUUGUGGCUUCUCGUGGUUUUUGGGAUCCCGGACAAACAUGGAAGCGGAGGCCAUGGCAUUACUGGAGGGUUUGUUACUCUCCGCUACUUUUCAUUCUUUGCACGUUGAAAUGGAUUCUUAG